ACUGUGAUUGACUUUUCGGUUGUUAGGCAAAAAAUUAAUGCAAUGCCAUCAGUUAAUAAGAAACAAAACUGUGAUGACACAGUAUUGCCGUUCGAAUUAGCUCUCAGUAAGGAACCAUUGAACGUUGAUGGCGUUGUUAACCAGCAAACGUUGCAAGCGCAUUUAUUGUUAUUAGGAAAAUUCAAAGAACUGGAACAAAAGAAUUAUGAGGCAGAUAUGGUGUAUUUAUUAUGCGCUCAAGAUCGAUACAUAAAAUGGUUAAAGAUGAUGAGCAAUUAUAAAGAUGAAAAGAUUGUUCCAUUGCCGCCAAUUGAUGUUGCCUACAUAUGGCACUCACACUCUCUCGCCCCACGUAAAUAUUAUGAAGACUUAAAACGUAUUCAUGACGUUAAUGAAAAUAUUGGCAACUUCCCAUUGAAGGAACUUUACAAUCUCUGGUUGAGGACUGGAGGUAUGCACGUCGAUCCCAUUUCGCAAGAAAUAUGGGAGCAAAAAACUGGAGAGCCAUGGAUUUUGGAUCUGGAAAAUAAAAAGAGCUUUGUUGUGCAGUGUCCAUGGUGUCAUCAGGAGCAGAUAUUUUCAACCUCUGAGUGGGUAAAAAUUAUGCGCACUCCAGAACAUGUUGAAAAAUGUAAGUCUUUUCAAUGUCAGGCUGAUUGGAGUACAGAUACCUUGAGUGCCUAUCGGUUCUUGGAAGAUGUUAAUAAAUACAUUGCAGAUAAGUCAAAAUUUCUUGGUGGUGCUUUAAUCGACUUAACUGGUGAAUAUACCCCGGAACUCGUCAAAACUAAAACUGAACUCGUUUUUUCCAAGAAGUGGGAUAUUUCCAAUUCCACCUGCCAUUGGUCACAUAUUCUUAACCUUAUUGAGGCAAACAUCACGUCUCUUAAAUCUACCAAUCAGCUUACGUCAGCUUUACAAAAUUUUGUACAUCGCGUAGUCUCUGCGUAUUCUGGUAUUCCUGCACCGUUUUCUCUUGACCUCGUAUCUGCAGUUUUACGACAACGUAAUUUCACAAACAAAAUGGUAGUCAAUAUCCAAAUAAGUCAAUGGAUUAAUCAGGUUUCCGUCCAGAAUGAUGCAAUCAUUAGGUAUUGUAAAUUCAUGCAUCUCAUGAAUGAUAAACCAAAUAUUCCACUCGUUCCGACAUUAGACAUCGAUCUUGGAUGGCAUACGCAUAUCUUACAUGGACAAAAUUAUCGCGCAUGGAAUAGAAAGUAUCUCUUAAGGAUAAUUAAUCACAGUGACACUAUUCCGAAGAAGACAUUGAAUGAUGGCUUUGUUGAAACAGAGAGUUUAUGGUCUAGGGAAUAUAAAGAAGCAUAUGUUGCUCCGAACUCUCCAGAAAAUUCCGAAAAAUCUUCUUGUGACAUUUAUAGUGGUGGCAAUU
Molecule: messenger RNA, 1390 nt
Organism: Dentiscutata heterogama
Lineage: Eukaryota; Fungi; Glomeromycota; Glomeromycetes; Diversisporales; Gigasporaceae
Source: the annotation of a GenBank genome assembly